This is a messenger RNA of Phyllopteryx taeniolatus (common seadragon), 1928 nucleotides long. RefSeq names its product RASD family member 2a (gene rasd2a). Bases 693 to 1700 code for a protein of 335 amino acids. The record is from RefSeq and is a predicted model, not a curated record. NCBI's taxonomy places the organism in Eukaryota, Metazoa, Chordata, Actinopteri, Syngnathiformes, Syngnathidae. The transcript has 2 exons. Gene Ontology annotation, molecular function: GTP binding; GTPase activity.
AAACAUGUAUUAAAAAAAAUAUUUUCACUAUAUAUUUUUUCAGUCAAAUAUACAGCAGGUCACACUGACCCAUGAAUGUUUUUGGUUUAGCAACAAAACUAACGAGUAAAAACACAACCUAUAAAGGUUUUAUGACAACAAAUGGAAUGAAUCAUUUCACUAUCACAUUAUUCCCUAUGGAAGAAAUUGUUUCUGAAAGCAUCUUGAAAGUCAACACAUCUCGGAAACGACUGCGUUUGUUUUGGAUACCAUUAAAUAGUGCCACAGAAUAACAUACAAAUCACCCAAAACAACAUCCAAAUCCAAACGGUCAUCGAGGCAGAGAGCUAGAAAACAGAAGGACGCUGCUCAGAAGGCUUAUCCUUCCCGUAACCGUGACGACAAGAAUGCCGGCAGUCUAUUGAUCCACAGUGAGACAGCAAACACUUUUAGGGGGAAAAUGACACGACGUGAGCUGCGAACAAGUCAGGCCGCUUUCCAUCGGCUGACCUGACUCAAAUCCAAUCGGAGGUGGGAGGGGGCUUGUGUCUAUAAAAGGAACAUGUUCCCUGGAUGCGAGCGGAUGACGCAGGCCGCGUGCUCGGCGUGGGAGGAUAAAAGUCCACAUUCGGCUCUGCUCGGCACGCACAUGGCCACGCCAGCGAGCCCAGCUCACACGUCCUGAUAUCGAUGACGAGCGAACCCAGGCGAAGAUGAACACCACCGAGAGGUUCCACCUUCCCGCUGAUGGCGUCCUCGAAAUGUUCAACACCCUCAGCGGGCAUCCUCUCCCGUCACGCCCGGCCCUCAGCCCCGGGGUCCAGCAGAAGCACCCAAAGAUGUCGCACCGGUCAAAGACAGGCAUGGGUCUCCUGGAGACAGUCAAAGGGCAAUGGAGGCAGCAGGACAAGAGAGGAACGCGGGAGGAGGACUCCGUCGCCGGCGAGGCACGGAGAUGCGCCGACGUGCCGGCUGCCGUCAAAGCCAGGAACUGUCACAGAAUUGUGGUGCUGGGCGCACCCGGGGUGGGCAAGACCAACAUGGUCAGGCGCUUCCUGGGGGAAGAAUUCCAAGAGAAGUACGAGGCCACGGCCGAGGACUUUCACAGGAAACUGUUCCACGUCGGCGCCGAGACGUACCAGGUGGAUCUCCUGGACGCCGCCAGGGAGAGAAACUUCCCGGCAAAACGGAGGCUUUCCAUACUCACAGGUGACAUCUUCCUGCUCGUCUUCAGUUUGGACAAGAAAGAGUCUUUCAGUGAAGUUUGCGAGCUGCUCAGUGAGAUCAGAGUCGCCAGGACAAAGUUGCUCAAGUCCAAACGUCCGCCGAGAUUGCCGGUCGUAGUUUGCGGCAACAAAGCGGACCUCGACGCUCAGAGAGUCGUCAGCCGCUCCGAUGUCACCGAGGCCUUGGCCCGGGACGUAGCCUUCUUCGAAACCUCGGCCAAGCGCGGCACGGCGCUGGAGGCCGUGUUCCGGGAGCUGGCCGUCAUGGGCGGCCUGCCCGACGCGACCGCGCCGUCGCGCCAUCGGCUCGUCUCCAUGGUGACCUACCAGUCGCUGUGCCAGCGCGGCCGCGGGCGGAGCCGCACGCCGGGGGAGGCCGCGCCCUGCGCCGCCGUCGACCCCUUGGCGCGGCGGCCCAGCUUCGGCAGCGACCUGCGGCUGGUGCUUGGAUCAAGCGCCAAAGCCAACAAACCCGAGAGGUGUCAGAUUCAAUGAAUCGCGAGCCCUCUCCACAGAAACCAAUUGUGGUAGUAUGCUACAAUGUUGCAUUAUGUAAGGAGUUAUACUCUAUAUAGCACUUGGCCGGACCAGUGCAUUCCUACUUUUUGUAUAUACUCUACAAUUUUUAAUAUCUCCAGCCAAAGGACAUGCAUGUAAAUGUUUCUUGAACACAUUGAUGAUGAUGAUGAUAAACAAAUAAAUAAAGAAGGAAAACAAGCUUAA